AUGACGCACUACCAGAACCACUACGGAAGACUUAAAAAGUUUAAAUUCACUUUGACGAAUCCAAUCAAACAACAGCCAUGGGAGUUUCUACAUAGUGAUGUGAGACAAGGUGCUCUGUUAGGACAGGGAGCAUUUGGUGAAGUCAGAGCAGGAACAUUGAAGCUGAAGACUGGAGAAAAUGUUGAUGUGGCUAUAAAAGUUACGAAAGGAUCGUCAGAUCUAUGUAAGGCGAAAAUCAAGGAGAUGAUGAAGGAAGCUCGUCUUAUGCGAAACUUUCAACACAAGAAUAUUGUGCGGAUUUAUGGUGUCGCCGUGGACGAACAGCCUCUCUACAUCAUUCUUGAGCUGGUGACCGGUGGCGCCUUGAAUACCUUUCUCAAAGCCAAUGCUGGUAAGGUUGGCGUUAUGGAUAAGACGUCUAUGUGUCUCGGAGCGGCUCGAGGAGCAGAAUACCUACACCUUCACCAUUGUAUGCAUAGAGAUUUGGCUGCAAGAAAUUGCUUGAUCACUCGAGACAGAAUAGUAAAAAUAAGUGAUUUUGGAUUGUCUCGGAUGGGAACACAGUACCAACUCCGCACAUCGAUGAGGCUACCCAUCAAGUGGCUUGCCCCGGAGACAAUAUCCACCUUUUUGUUUUCUCUGAAAACGGACGUGUUCAGUUUUGGUGUUGUUGUCUACGAAAUAUUCUCUGACGGAGGUGAACCUUGGCAGGGCAAGACGAAUGCUGAAGUCAAAGCCUGUGUUACUAAUGGCCGCUAUCUUGCCUUGCCUGAAUGUGUACCUGAGGCACUUCAGACAUUCAUCUACGAAAGAGUUUUCGUAAUGGAUCCCGCGGAGAGAGCAGAUAUGACGGAGGUGGUAAAGGAAUUCGAACAAUACCUAAUAGAUAACGCGCCAGCAGAAAAUGUGUGGUGGUGGCGUCCACGUAGGAAAGUCCAGAGGAGGAAGAAGGAAUCUGCCAUCAGAAGCGUGAUGGCUUCAUUGAAAUUCUCACAAAAGUAG
This is a messenger RNA of Haemonchus placei, 1002 nucleotides long. Lineage: Eukaryota; Metazoa; Nematoda; Chromadorea; Rhabditida; Trichostrongylidae. The record is from the annotation of a GenBank genome assembly.